GCUCUAUUGGAUAUGGUACGUGUUGAGAGGUUCAGAGUAGUACUAGUAGUAGUAAUACUGUUGAACUUCUAACCACUAAUAUGUAUGACAGUAAAGUGAUUGGUUUGGGUAUCAGGCUCACACACUCUGCAGCACACAAACAAAAGGGGGGAUGUGGAGCAGAACUAACAGCCAUACUGCUGAAAUGAAUCAGCCAGCAUUAUGUAAGUCAGGAGGACAGAGCAGAGCCUCACAUAUACCCAGUGACCACUCAGCAGUAGGUCUACUAAGCGCCAUGGAUACCCUUUCUCUCACUCUGCCCUACUGUACCUCAUUCUCUUGUUCUCCUCUGCUCUUUUUUACCAACCACUCUGACAUGCUCCUUUUCUCAUAACUUCCUUUCCCUUCUCACCCCUCUGUCUCCUGGCAGUAACUACUUUAGUGUAGUUAAUGUGUGUGUGUGUAUGUGUGUACGCGGGUGUGUGCGUGUGAAUGGAAGGGGAGUGGAGGUGUAUGGGCUGAAGUUCACUCCCAGACAAAAGUGUGAGUAAGAGAGGGCUAAGGAGAGCUUGAUAUUGCCCUGUUGAGGACUUACACACCCUUGACCAGCAAUCAGGGAGGGCGAGAGGCAAAGUUCAGGGGCUGUAAAGAGGUAAGGGGAGAGCUGCGGACACUUGGCCGCCAGCUGUUUGUUGGAUGCUGCCACAUCUCUGCCACACCGCACCUCUCCACACCGCUCUCUUCGCCGCAGGUAUUUCCUAGGAGCUGAAGUUGGCAUCAUGCCACCAAAGAUUCAAGUCAAAUCGGAGGUUCCAAAAGUCCUCAAUAAAACCACCCCUGGCCUGCAGAUAUGGAGAGUGGAGGACAUGGAGCUGGUGCCCUUCCCAUCAAAGGCAUACGGCCAGUUCUUCGAGGGGGACAGCUAUGUAAUACUCUAUACACACAAGACCAGCAGCUCCUUCUCCUAUGACAUCCACUACUGGCUGGGCAAGCUCACGUCUCAGGAUGAGCAGGGGUGCGCGGCCAUCUACACCACGCUAAUGGACGACCACCUGGGGGGCGUGGCCGUGCAGCACCGCGAGACACAGGGGCACGAGAGCGCCACCUUCAGGGGAUACUUCAAGCAGGGCAUCAUCUACAAGAAAGGAGGUGUGGCCUCUGGCAUGAAGCAGGUGGAGACCAACACGUACAACAUCAAACGCCUGCUGCAUGUCAAGGGGAAGAAGAACGUGGUGGCUGGGGAGGUGGACAUGAGCUGGAAGAGUUUCAACAAAGGGGACGUGUUCCUGCUGGAUCUGGGCAGCCUCGUCAUCCAGUGGAACGGACCACAGAGCAACCACAUGGAGAGACUGAGGGGAAUGAACCUGGCCAAAGACAUCCGUGACCGAGAGCGAGGGGGCCGAGCGCAGGUGACCGUGGUGGAGGGGGACGAUGAGAAGGCGUCCGAAGAGGCCAUGAAGCUCAUGAAGCAGGUGCUCGGAGACAACAGGAAGGACAUGAGAGAGCCCAUCCCGGACGAGGUGGUCGACGAGAAACUCAAGUCCAGCAUCAAGCUCUUUCAUAUUUCAGAUGCAGAGGGUAACCUGGUAGUUCAGGAGGUUGCGGUGAAACCUCUGACUCAGGACCUGCUACAGCAUGAGGACUGCUACCUAUUAGAUCAGGGUGGGAUACGGAUCUUCAUCUGGAAAGGGAAAAAGGCCUCCAAGACAGAGAGGUCGGAGUCUCUGGACAAAGCAGAGGCCUACAUAAAGGCAAAGGGUUACCCUACCACAACCUAUGUCGAGACUGUGAACGAUGGAUCCGAGUCUGCCCUCUUCAAGCAGCUGUUUCAGAAGUGGACAACAAAGAACCAGACCGUGGGCCUUGGCACAGUAAACAGUCCUGGGAAAAUUGCCAAGGUCGAACAGGUCAAAUUCGAUGCCACAUCCAUGCAUGCCAGACCGGACCUGGCCGCCAAGGAGAAAAUGGUGGACGAUGGGACAGGUGUAUCAACGGUGUGGAGGGUAGAGGACAAUGAGCUGGUACCAGUGGACAGGAAGUGGUUGGGCCAUUUCUAUGGUGGAGACUGCUACCUCAUCCUCUACGAAUAUGAAGUCAACAACAAAAAGCACUACCUACUCUACAUGUGGCAGGGACGACAUGCCAGCACAGCAGAACUGGCUGCCUCAGCGUACCACGCUGUGGCCAUAGACCAGCAGUACGAUGGAGAACCUGUCCAAGUGCGAGUGCCCAUGGGAAAAGAACCAAUUCACCUGAUGGCCAUGUUCAAGGGCAAGAUGGUCGUGUACGAGGAAGGAAGUUCCCGAGGAGACGCUGCAGACCUCCAGCCGCCUGUGCGUCUCUUCCACGUUCACGGCACUAACGAGUUCAACACCCGUGCCAUCGAGGUCCCACCUCGCUCCUCUAGCCUCAACUCCAAUGACGUGUUUGUGCUCAAAACAGAAAACUGCUGCUAUAUGUGGUGUGGAAAGGGAUGCAGUGGGGAUGAGAGAGAGCUGGGGAAAUCCCUGGCCGACAUCAUCUCCAGGAGGGAAAAGCACGUCAUCGCAGAGGGCCAAGAACCAGCUGACUUCUGGGUCAAUCUAGGAGGAAAGACUCAGUAUGCCAACACCAAAAGGCUACAAAUGGAAGAGGAUAAUAUCACCCCACGUCUCUUCGAGUGCUCCAAUCAGACUGGCACAUUCCUUGCCACCGAGAUCGCAAACUUCAACCAGGAUGACCUGGAUGAGGAAGACGUCAUGCUGCUGGACAUCUGGGAUCAGGUAUACCUGUGGAUUGGAAAAGGCGCCAAGGAGACAGAGAAGGAACAGGCGGCGACUACUGCCCAGGAAUACCUGCGCACCCACCCGGCUGGACGUGACAUUAAUACCCCGAUCCUGAUGGUCAAGCAGGGCUUUGAGCCUCCAACGUUCACGGGCUGGUUCCACGCCUGGGAUCCCCAUAGAUGGAGUGGUGGAAAGUCUUACGACCAGCUGAAGUCAGAACUUGGAGACGCAACCAGCAUCAUUCAACUUUCAGUGGAACUGACCGCACCCAAUGACACCAAGGCCCCUACUAAGAAGCCUUCUGGUCCCGUGGUGCCCACCAUCAGAGCCGCCUUCCCUGCAGAACAGCUAAUCCACGUCCAAGCUGAAGACCUACCCGAUGGCGUCGACCCCACACAGAAGGAGGAGCAUCUCUCCAAUGAGGACUUUGCUUUGGUCCUGGGAAUGGAUCGCAUGACCUUCUACUCCAUGCCUGAAUGGAAACAGAAAAACCUCAAGAAGGCGAAGGGCUUGUUUUAAAAGGGAUUCAUUAUUUUUGUACAUUGUGAUGAGCAUCCAAAGUUUUUUUUUUUUCAAAUGUUCAAGAGCAUUUGCUGCAAACUUUUGGUCCUGCAGACAGCUUUAUGCACCUGAUUCUUAAGCAAAAAAAAAAAAAAAAAAAACAACAACUCGCUUUUAUACAUGUAAUUCAACCAUUUCCAAAAGAUUUGAGCAGCUAUUGUUCCAGAGAUUUCAUGCUAUGGGGAUUUCAUGCUAUUGUUAUUUUACAAGUAGUCUGAGAGAUGUCAAUACAUUGCUUUUUUUAAAGUGAGAAAAAGUUUAAUUACAGCUACAG
Molecule: messenger RNA, 3579 nt
Organism: Engraulis encrasicolus (European anchovy)
Lineage: Eukaryota; Metazoa; Chordata; Actinopteri; Clupeiformes; Engraulidae
Gene: vil1
Product: villin 1
Exons: 21
Coding region: 759-3263 (834 amino acids)
Biological process (GO): barbed-end actin filament capping; cytoskeleton organization; regulation of lamellipodium morphogenesis
Cellular component (GO): actin cytoskeleton; cytoplasm; lamellipodium
Molecular function (GO): actin filament binding; phosphatidylinositol-4,5-bisphosphate binding
Source: RefSeq, a predicted model, not a curated record